Cinclus cinclus is the source of this 1509-nucleotide messenger RNA. RefSeq names its product CUGBP Elav-like family member 4 (gene CELF4). The coding region runs from base 1 to 1509 and encodes 502 amino acids. The transcript is spliced from 13 exons. Gene Ontology annotation, biological process: mRNA splice site recognition; regulation of alternative mRNA splicing, via spliceosome. Lineage: Eukaryota; Metazoa; Chordata; Aves; Passeriformes; Cinclidae. Gene Ontology annotation, cellular component: ribonucleoprotein complex; nucleus; cytoplasm. The record is from RefSeq and is a predicted model, not a curated record. Gene Ontology annotation, molecular function: mRNA binding.
AUGUAUAUAAAGAUGGCCACGUUAGCAAACGGACAACCAGACAAUACCAGCCUGAGUAGCAAUCACAGCAACCCCAGCACCAACGGGCAUAUGAACGGAUUAAACCAUAGUCCCGGAAACCCAUCCACCAUCCCAAUGAAGGACCACGAUGCCAUUAAGCUCUUUAUUGGGCAGAUCCCCCGUAACCUGGACGAGAAAGACCUCAAACCGCUCUUCGAGGAGUUCGGGAAGAUCUAUGAACUGACGGUGCUGAAGGACAGGUUCACUGGCAUGCACAAAGGCUGUGCCUUCCUAACAUACUGCGAAAGGGAGUCUGCUCUAAAGGCCCAGAGCGCACUGCAUGAACAGAAGACUCUGCCGGGGAUGAACAGACCAAUCCAGGUGAAGCCAGCGGACAGCGAAAGCCGAGGAGGUAAUUCCUGCCUGGCAUCAGCCCCAAAUCACAGAAAACUCUUUGUGGGCAUGCUCAAUAAGCAGCAGUCAGAAGAUGAUGUGCGCAGGCUAUUCGAGGCGUUUGGCAACAUUGAGGAGUGCACAAUCCUUCGGGGACCCGAUGGCAACAGCAAAGGGUGUGCAUUUGUGAAAUACUCUUCUCAUGCAGAGGCCCAAGCUGCCAUCAAUGCGUUGCAUGGCAGCCAAACAAUGCCGGGAGCCUCUUCAAGCCUGGUGGUGAAGUUUGCGGACACGGACAAGGAGCGUACAAUGCGGCGCAUGCAGCAAAUGGCAGGACAAAUGGGCAUGUUCAACCCCAUGGCCAUCCAGUUUGGAGCCUAUGGCGCCUAUGCACAGGCACUGAUGCAGCAGCAAGCGGCGAUCAUGGCCUCGGUGGCGCAGGGCGGAUACCUGAACCCCAUGGCAGCCUUUGCCGCGGCCCAGAUGCAGCAGAUGGCGGCUCUGAACAUGAACGGCCUGGCAGCUGCCCCCAUGACUCCAACCUCAGGUGGAAGCACGCCUCCUGGCAUAACUGCACCAGCUGUGCCUAGCAUCCCAUCUCCAAUUGGGGUGAAUGGUUUCACUGGCCUCCCACCCCAGGCUAAUGGGCAGCCAGCCGCUGAAGCCGUGUUUGCUAAUGGCAUUCACCCUUAUCCAGCACAGAGCCCCACUGCAGCAGACCCCUUGCAGCAAGCCUACGCUGGAGUGCAGCAGUACGCAGGUCCUGCUUAUCCUGCUGCUUAUGGCCAGAUUAGCCAAGCAUUUCCACAGCCACCUCCCAUGAUCCCACAGCAACAGAGAGAAGGACCAGAGGGCUGUAACCUGUUUAUCUACCAUCUGCCCCAGGAGUUUGGGGAUGCUGAGCUGAUGCAGAUGUUCCUGCCUUUCGGUAAUGUCAUCUCCUCGAAAGUGUUUGUGGAUCGGGCGACAAACCAAAGUAAAUGCUUUGGUUUUGUGAGUUUCGACAAUCCUGCCAGUGCCCAAGCUGCUAUCCAGGCCAUGAAUGGAUUCCAGAUUGGCAUGAAGAGGCUGAAGGUGCAGCUGAAGAGGCCAAAGGAUGCUAAUCGUCCCUACUGA